Molecule: messenger RNA, 2748 nt
Organism: Fusarium subglutinans
Lineage: Eukaryota; Fungi; Ascomycota; Sordariomycetes; Hypocreales; Nectriaceae
Product: SCY1 kinase
Exons: 3
Coding region: 1-2748 (915 amino acids)
Biological process (GO): protein phosphorylation
Molecular function (GO): ATP binding; protein kinase activity
Source: RefSeq, a predicted model, not a curated record
AUGUUCUCCUCGGCCUUUAAGUCCAUCUCUGCCACCAACAUCACAGGCAACUACUCCAUCUCUUCAGCACCGACUUCGACGGCUGGUCCUUGGAAGAUAUACGAUGCGAAGAAGAAGUCUACCGGCAAACCAUACAGUGUCUUUGUCUUUGAUCGGAAAUCCUUAGACAGCCAUGGUAGCUCGUUGGGCCGCUCUGGUGCAGUCUCGUUCAAGAAGACGGUUGAGGAAGUCGUCGAGCGAUUAAAGAAGGAAGCGUCGAGUCUCGCGAAGCUCAGACAUCCCAAUAUUCUCGAGUUGGUGGAACCAGUGGAGGAGACAAGAGGCGGAGGUUUACAGUUCGUGACAGAGUCUGUUACAGCUUCAUUGUCCAGUUUACUGCAGGAGAAAGAUGAACAGGAACGAGCUGGAGGCCCCGGGGGCAGAUCGAGUCGAUACGUAACAGAGGACGCAGAUGGGACAAAGAGACGAAGAGAGCUCGAGAUCGAUGAGUUGGAGAUCCAAAAGGGCUUGCUCCAAGUUAGCAAAGCUCUCGAGUUCUUACAUGAGAAUGCUGGUAUCGUCCAUGGCAACCUUACUCCAGACGCAUCCGAUUGGAAGAUCAGUGGACUAGCAUUUGCUAGUCCCCCUGAGGGGUCUGACAAGCCAACAUCUAUUCAAGGAAUUAACUUGUAUGAAGUUCUCAAUAUGGACCCCCGACUACCAAAGGCAGUGCAGCUCAACCUCGACUAUUCUUCACCCGACUUUGUAGUCGAUAACAACCUCAACUCUUCUGCAGACAUGUUCUCCCUAGGACUCAUGUCAGUCGCCCUAUACAACUCACCCCACAGGUCCCCUCUUGAAUGUCACGGCAGUUUAUCUACAUACAAGCGACUAUUUUCUUCAUCUUCUAGCGUUCCAUCCGCCAGUAAUAACUAUCUUUCAUCACGGCCCCUCCCUAGAGAACUUUCGCAUGAUGUUCUGCCUCGGCUCAUCACAAGACGGCCUGCUCAGCGAAUGACGGCACGCGAGUUUCAACAGAGCGAGUAUUUUGAUAACAUUCUGGUGUCGACGAUUCGAUUUCUUGAUUCAUUCCCCGCCAAGACUGCAAAUGAAAAGGCUUCUUUUAUGCGGGGACUUAACAAGGUGUUACCCUCGUUUCCCAAGUCUGUGAUGGAGAAGAAGAUUCUACCGGCAUUGAUAGAGGAGCUCAAAGAUCGAGAUCUUCUUUCACUGAUCCUGCAAAACGUCUUCAAGAUCCUCGAUCUCCUACCAUCUGCCAAGAGGGCGUUCAGUGAGAAGGUCCGCCCAGCAUUGAGAGAAAUCUUUGUAGUCAACGCCAAACAGACACAAGAGAAAGAUCCAGCCAGGGACGCCGGUCUCAUGGUUGUUCUUGAACAUAUAUCAUCCAUUUCCAGCAACUGCUCUGGGAAGGAAUUUAAAGACGACAUGCUCCCGGUCAUAAUGGCAGCAAUUGAGUGCCCAACACACUCAAUUGUUGAUGCUGCUCUACGUAGUCUGCCUGUCGUACUACCGGUUCUCGAUUUCAGCACAAUAAAGAAUGAGCUGUUCCCAGUCAUUGCCGCUGUUUUUAGCAAGACGAACAGCCUUGCUAUUAAAGUCCGUGGACUGCGAGCCUUUGUAAUACUUUGUGGCGGAAAGAACGAUAAUGGCGAAGAUGACGGGCUCAAUGGCCUGGAAAACAAGAAGACGUCAUCUUCAAGUGCCUUGGACAAGUACACUAUGCAGGAAAAGAUUGUCCCACUCAUUAGAGUGAUCAAGACGAAGGAACCUGCCGUUAUGAUGGCAGCCCUCAACGUACUAUGGGUGGUGGGCUCAGUAGCUGAUGCUGAAUUUGUUGCAAUGGAAAUUCUGCCCAUUCUCUGGAGCAUGAGUUUGGGUCCACUCCUCAACUUGAAGCAGUUCCAAGGUUUCAUGGAGCUCAUCAAGAGUUUGUCUCGAAGGGUUGAGGACGAGCAGACAAGAAAACUCCAAGAACUUGGCGGCCCUUCCAACGGCGCCGCUGCUCCAAGCGAAGAUUUCAUGGCCUUCGGUGGUGUUACUGGUACAAGCUUUGACCAGAACAAUGGAGCUACAGAAGACGAUUUCGAGAGUCUCGUCAAGGGACGCAUGGGUAGUCCUAGAUCGAGCACAGCAACCCCCAGUUGGGAUGACCCAGCCAAGUCAAAAUCGAGUACGCCCGCGCCCACAUUCUCAUGGUCGACCCCUCCUCCGCCUACGAAUAACCCUGCAUUAAAAGCUCCAGCCCAAAAGGCUCCGUCUUUUAGAACCGUAACACCGGAUCUCGGUCGUUUCGAGGCUCUCACACCGUCGUCUACUCAGUUCAGUCAUCCACUACAGCCUACCCAGACCCAACCCUUCCAACCUCCAGCUCAACUUCAGCAACAACCGAUGGCUCCACAGCAGCCUUUGACUGCUUCGACAUCCGGGUCAUCGAUCAAUUGGUCUGCUGCUGCCAAAGCUACACCCAGCCCAUGGGGAAGCUCCUCUGGGUUCGGUACUAGUGCGUCUACCGGCAACAUGGGCUCCUCGAUGGCAAACAUGUCUCUCAACUCAACAUCACGGCAACAGUCGUUUACACUUCCACCACCGCCAGGCAACACAUCUACCACGCCCUCUUCGUUCACAAUGCCCCCGCCACCAACAACAAACUGGAGUGGUAUGAGUUCGAUGAGCAACACAACGCAGAACACAACGCAGAACAAUACGGGGCAAAAGUCAGGAUUGGAUAAAUAUGAGAGUCUGAUUUAG